GGUCCGAUAGUUUACUGACCGAUUAAUCUUCGACCGAUCAGAGAAUCGCCGACGAAAAUGGCAUCGGCAGUUUCUUCCAUCCUCUCUAAUGGUACGACGCCAUUGAAACAGCUUCAAAACCCUAAACCCACUUCGCAAAGACUCUGUCUUGUCUCCUAUCGCAGACCCUUUUCGUAUUCUUCUUCGUCUCUCCUCUCAUCUCGCGAACUCUCUCUCGAAUCCCGAACCAAGCCCUGCAAAGUCUCUGCUCCGAUCGCGUACCGCCGUCGGUAUUUUCUUCUUCAUCGUUGCAGCAUUUCUUCGGAAGAGUUUCCUACGGAGAGAAAGAAGAGCUUCGGCGAGUGGGUUGAGUGGCUCGGAGAGGUGGUUUCGACGGCGUUUCCGAUAUGGGUAUCAGUCGGAUGCUUGUUGGGGCUGUUGAAGCCAAGUGCUUUCAGCUGGGUCACGCCCAGAUGGACCAUCAUUGGGCUCACGAUCACGAUGCUCGGAAUGGGCAUGACUUUGACGCUUGACGAUCUUCGUGGUGCCUUGUCCAUGCCCAAGGAGUUGCUCUCCGGCUUCGUCUUGCAGUACUCGAUCAUGCCCAUGUCAGGAUUUCUGGUGAGUAAGCUCUUGAAUUUGCCGUCACAUUAUGCAGCAGGUCUAAUAUUGGUCGGUUGCUGUCCAGGAGGCACUGCAAGCAAUAUCGUCACCUACAUUGCACGCGGAAAUGUAGCACUGUCAGUGAUGAUGACGGCAGCUAGCACCCUUUCAGCUGUGAUCAUGACGCCAUUUCUGACAGCCAAACUUGCCGGACAAUAUGUCACAGUAGAUGCUCUUGGACUACUGAUGUCAACACUACAGGUCGUUCUUCUCCCUGUAUUGGGCGGUGCAUUUCUUAACCAAUACUUCCAAAGGCUCGUAAAAUUUGUGUCUCCUCUGAUGCCACCCAUCGCUGUGGGAACGGUUGCGAUUCUCUGUGGAUAUGCAAUUGGUCAGAACGCAUCUGCCAUACUCAUGUCCGGGAAACAAGUGGUCUUGGCCUCAACUCUACUCCACAUGUUUGGAUUUUUCUUCGGAUAUCUGUUCUCAAGGAUGUUAGGAAUCGAUGUGGCUUCAUCGAGAACUAUCUCUAUCGAGGUUGGAAUGCAGAACUCGGUUCUUGGAGUUGUUCUUGCGACUCAGCAUUUCGGGGAUCCACUCACAGCGGUGCCGUGCGCUGUUUCGAGCGUCUGCCACUCCAUCUUGGGCAGCGUCUUGGCCGGCAUUUGGAGACGUGAUUCCCCAGAAAAAGCAGCUCCAUGAUUGAAGAAGAAGAUGAUGAUGAAUAAGAAUGGAAGUUGCAGCGAGACGAGGAAUCAAAAUUUGACACGUUUUAAGGACGAAUGUACUCUAAGCUAAGGGUUGUUGUCUUGAAGAGCCAUGGGAAUCAUUCACUCAUAUAUUGAGUUAAUCUCAUAUUAUAUAUACACAUAUUUACGAUAUA
This is a messenger RNA of Tarenaya hassleriana, 1465 nucleotides long. RefSeq names its product probable sodium/metabolite cotransporter BASS1, chloroplastic. The transcript is spliced from 7 exons. Bases 58 to 1284 code for a protein of 408 amino acids. Gene Ontology annotation, cellular component: membrane. Lineage: Eukaryota; Viridiplantae; Streptophyta; Magnoliopsida; Brassicales; Cleomaceae. The record is from RefSeq and is a predicted model, not a curated record.